AUGAUGCAUCAUUCACCUCCCUCUCCGAAGCCUAACCCUCCGACGCCUAACCCUCUGACGCCUAACCCUCCGACGCCUCCCGAUCAAUAUUUCUCUGAAAUAUCGUCUCUUCUUCGCCGUGUUUUAUCAGACUCCGCCACCUUCCUCAGUCUCCGCCGUGUUUUGUCUCAGGCUCCGCCACCUUCCGCUCCACCACCACCGGGUUUCCGUUCGCCCCACUGCAAUUUCUCUUGUAACAUCAAUGAGAGCAUGGUGAGAGCAUCGUUGGCUGAAUCGAAGGAUGAUUGGAGGGGGUAUGUGGGCAAAGCUAUAUUCGUUCAGGUAUUAGCCGGGGUUAUGAUUUGGAAGACUAAAUCGGCAUAUCGUAAAGAUGAAAAAGUUUAG
Messenger RNA from Microthlaspi erraticum, 384 nucleotides. The record is from the annotation of a GenBank genome assembly. NCBI's taxonomy places the organism in Eukaryota, Viridiplantae, Streptophyta, Magnoliopsida, Brassicales, Brassicaceae.